UAAACAUUCUCUAUUUCUCAAAACCUCACCCUAACAUUCUCUCUCUCUCUCUCUCCGGCAGAGCCAUCUUUUCUUCUUACAUAUCAAAAACCCGGGGCGCCGAAGCAGAAACGAUGGCGUCGGUGUGCAUAUCGAGCUGCGUGGAUGACGCCCGCGUCCCGGUGAGAGCAACCUACGUGAACCUCUACAAAUGGCCGGAAUCCGACUUCGAGUUCGUUAGGUCGAUGAGCUCCAAAUCCCACAACUCUAGUCACGGCCGCCCCAGAGUGGUGGACAGCAUCUCAUGCAGGCAAAUGUAUUUGAGAAGCUACACUUUUUCGAGGGAGGAAGACUACAAAGAGGAGAAGGCCAAGGUCAAGUGCCUCGGCAGAGCCAAAGACAAGAAGAAGAAGAAGAAGAAGAAGCCGGCGGCAGGGAUCAAGAGGGCCAAGUCGGCGUCGUGCUCCGCCUUGACCUAUAUUUUCCGGCGGCUGCUCUCUUGCACCACCGAGAUUGAUGUUGUUAAUUAACUACUAAUGCAUUGGGUAAUCUUUUUCUUCUAAAUUUGUUGCUUUCUUGUUUUUUUUUUUAGUUUUGUUUUUAAAGUAUAUAUUAUUAUAUAUUUAUAUAUGCUUAUUUUUCAUAGAAUUUAAUAUUUCUUGUUUUGAUGGGAUAUAUAAUGUGCUUUUGUACUUAGAUAAUGGGUGGAUGAUUUCCUAUAAUUUGGUUUUGUUUUGUACUAUUGAUAUUGUCUUGUCUUGAAAAUAAUUUUAUGGAUUAUGCAUUGGAAA
Messenger RNA from Salvia splendens (bonfire salvia), 770 nucleotides. RefSeq lists its product as uncharacterized. The coding region runs from base 114 to 509 and encodes 131 amino acids. The transcript has a single exon. NCBI's taxonomy places the organism in Eukaryota, Viridiplantae, Streptophyta, Magnoliopsida, Lamiales, Lamiaceae. The record is from RefSeq and is a predicted model, not a curated record.